Drosophila erecta is the source of this 3449-nucleotide messenger RNA. It is a transcript of the gene CrebB, whose product is annotated as cyclic AMP response element-binding protein B. The transcript is spliced from 6 exons. Gene Ontology annotation, molecular function: RNA polymerase II cis-regulatory region sequence-specific DNA binding; protein binding; DNA-binding transcription factor activity, RNA polymerase II-specific. Bases 815 to 1819 code for a protein of 334 amino acids. Gene Ontology annotation, cellular component: nucleus; transcription regulator complex. NCBI's taxonomy places the organism in Eukaryota, Metazoa, Arthropoda, Insecta, Diptera, Drosophilidae. Gene Ontology annotation, biological process: regulation of transcription by RNA polymerase II. The record is from RefSeq and is a predicted model, not a curated record.
UUCAAUGAAACAGCCGAUAUGUGGCAUCGAUAUUAAGCAAAACAUCGAAAUAUAUCGCCCUAAAACAUCGCUGCCGGAUGCAUCGAUGUUUUUUUUACAUCACUAGGUGAGCGAGCCAGCAAUAAGUGAACGAUUUUUGCGCAAAAACGGUGUUUAUCAAUAAAUCGUUGCGCACGAUUGUUUUGGCUGUAGAAAACGCGUGAAUUCUCGUCCGAAACGCGCCGAACCAGCGCCAUUGCCGCCAAAAGAAACGCGUUUCAGUGCUGCGAAUAGCUAAAAAGAACGUAAGCAACGAUAACAACAGGCAGCAAGACCGAGCGAGAACGAGAGAGAGCGAGAGAGUGUUGUGUGUGUGCGUGCUGCCAACUUGUCGCACCAAUUCGCUGCUGUGUUUCAGUGUGCGUGUGUGUUCUGUGGGGUUCUCCCAAAAAGAGGAAACAAAUAAGAAACCUUUGCGCGAUGCCAUACGAAAUGUAUCGGAAGUUUUAGGGUUCGAACUCCGCCUUGCUCUGUUGCUGUGCACGUAUUUAUAUAUUUGCCUGGCCAGCGCGACUUUUCAACAAGUUGCCAGCGCAGCGUGCAACGCGCGUACACACACACACGCGCGCAAGAAAGAGUGAGAGAAAGAGAGAGAGAGGCGGAAAGAGAGCGAGCAACGGCAACAACAACAAAGGCCUCUCAGCAGCAACGUUUUUAGUGAUGUCAUCAGAAAAAACGUCUUCAAGCUGGCCAAAUUGAAGCGGAAACGGUAGCCAAACUGAAGCACUUGUCGGAGAGCGUCUCGGUGCUGCUGAAGAUCGCCAGGAUCGGCAACAUGGACAACAGCAUCGUCGAGGAGAACGGCAACUCGUCGGCGGCAUCGGGCUCCAAUGACGUGGUCGAUGUCGUUGCCCAACAGGCGGCGGCAGCGGGGGGCGGCGGUGGUGGAGUCGGUGGCGGUGGAGGAGGCGGUAACCCCCAGCAGCAGCAGCAACAGAACCCACAAAGUACAACGGCCGGCGGUCCAACGGGUGCGACGAACAACGCCCAGGGAGGCGGAGCGUCCUCCGUGCUCACCACCACCGCCAACUGCAACAUACAAUACCCCAUCCAGGCGCUGGCGCAGCACGGACUGCAGGUGCAAUCCGUGAUACAGGCGAAUCCCUCGGGGGUCAUACAGACAGCAGCUGGAACCCAGCAGCAGCAGCAACAACAGGCGCUGGCCGCCGCCACAGCGAUGCAGAAGGUGGUCUACGUGGCCAAGCCGCCAAACUCGACGGUGAUCCACACGACACCUGGCAAUGCAGUGCAAGUGCGUAACAAAAUCCCUCCAACCUUUCCGUGUAAGAUCAAACCCGAACCGAACACGCAGCACCCGGAGGACAGCGACGAGAGUCUGUCGGACGACGAUUCCCAGCACCACCGCAGCGAGCUGACGCGACGGCCGUCGUACAAUAAGAUCUUCACCGAGAUCAGCGGUCCGGACAUGAGCGGCGCAUCGCUUCCCAUAUCCGACGGCGUGCUCAAUUCCCAGCUGGCGGGGACCGGAGCGGGGGGCAAUGCGGCGAACAGCUCCCUGAUGCAGUUGGAUACCACGUACUACCUGUCCAAUCGGAUGUCCUACAACUCCAACAACAGCGGCAUAGCGGAGGACCAGACCCGUAAGCGCGAAAUCCGGCUGCAGAAGAACAGGGAGGCGGCGCGCGAGUGCCGGCGCAAGAAGAAGGAGUACAUCAAGUGCCUGGAGAAUCGAGUGGCGGUGCUAGAGAACCAAAACAAAGCGCUCAUCGAGGAGCUGAAGUCGCUCAAGGAGCUCUACUGUCAGACCAAGAACGAUUGAAUGUGGGCGGGGCUCUGGCGCCGCCUGCGCCUCCGCCUCCCGUUACGGCUAUGGUUGCGGAUACGGAUACGGAUACGGUUACGGCGACGACUGCGCUGCGGUUCCGCUUCACUCUGUUCUGGACAACGCCCGACAGCAGCGAUGAUGGUUCGAUCCUCGCCGCGGGCCGGCCGCAUAUCAUGAUUUCUAUUACGUAUAGGAUGCUAUACUCGUAUGUGGGUAGCGUGUACAAUAUGAGCUGUGUGUCGAGGGAUCGUGUUUGUUGUUGGAACGCGGACGGACCGAAGCGCGAUGGGACGGGCAGAGGGUCGGGUCUAUCUGCCGCACACACCAUGUAAUUAUGUUUGUAAUUUAAAGAUGUAAUAUUAUGUUUAUGAUUUAGUUUACGCCUUAGUUUAUUCGCUAACUUAACGAUACUGAAGUUUACCUACGAACAUGUGUUUCUGUAGCCUAAGACCUUUCACCACACCCACAUGCACACCUACCCUACACCUAUUGUAAUUAAAUAUUUUGUUUUACCUAAUUCGUAAUUGAUGCAGGACGUGCGUGUCUAGCGAAAGUGUUUUUUCUUAGCGAAUUGUUGUAAGCCAAUAUGUCAGGAUAUAGUCAACCAGCACUCCCGAACCCCCAGAACACCAAAACCCCAAAACCACCACAUCCCAGGAAGGAUAGAUGGGUGAAGGAGCGGGCGAAUGGGUUUUCUGAGCCUCCCAAUUCAAAUUGUUCAAGGAUCGCAAGUUUCACUUGAUUUAUGUGUGUGUCUGUAUAUAUACAUACGUGUGUGCCGGCCAAUUUUAUCUGUAAGAUUAGUCUUAGAUCGAACAUCCAAUCCAUCUGGGAUUUGAGCAUGGAAUUAAUUGUUAAGACACUUUGUUACAUCAUUUUAAACGAACCGCAACUCCACAAGGAGCCCGGUUUAUAUGCAACUCCACACUGAGCACGCGAAUCCAGUUUUGGAAUCGGGGCGAACCAUCGAAAGGAGGGAUCUUGGCCGGAACACACGUGUGGAUACAGCUACAUAUGUAUUGCAUUAUAUAUAUAUUUAUACAUAUAUAGAAAGCAAACACUCUCGUUAUCUCUUGUGAUCGACUCAGUUGUUGUUAUGAAUGGUAGAAAACAGACGAAGGGACGGAGAAAUACGAUAAUACGAUUAAUUAUGAUGUCGGGGGACAGAGACCGAACUUUUUUAUAUAGCGUAGCGCAACGGAAACAAUGUCAAAACGAAGCACCGGAAACGGAAAUGAAACCAGAAGACAACUUGCAUGUAUAUCGCUCUAUUUUUGAUGUCCGAAUCCAAAUUUUCGCAAAAUAGGAAAGCAAAGUAAACAAAAAGUAAACCGAAACAAAAAAACGAAACGCAAGUUCAGAGAUCAGCUUUUUUUGUUGGCCAAGUCAGGGGAGGGGGCACGCUGAAAAGGGCAAGUAAAGCAAACAAAAGUUGCAUUCAACAAAGUAAAUAAAUAUUUUUAUUGUCAUUGCAUAAUUCUUAAGCUAGUACUUUUAAUAACUAAAUCGUAAGCGCGGAACAACAAAGUAAAUGGAAACACAACGGAUAAGCCACAGCCCAAAACAAAAAGGGAUUCAUAAUAAAUCGCGUGCAGGAACUAAAAGGAUUGCAAAUACAAAAGCA